Schistocerca gregaria is the source of this 3335-nucleotide messenger RNA. RefSeq names its product GPI ethanolamine phosphate transferase 1-like. The record is from RefSeq and is a predicted model, not a curated record. Gene Ontology annotation, molecular function: mannose-ethanolamine phosphotransferase activity. The coding region runs from base 58 to 2988 and encodes 976 amino acids. Gene Ontology annotation, biological process: GPI anchor biosynthetic process. The transcript has a single exon. Gene Ontology annotation, cellular component: endoplasmic reticulum membrane. Lineage: Eukaryota; Metazoa; Arthropoda; Insecta; Orthoptera; Acrididae.
UUACAUACGUAUAACCCGUCCUGUCAAUAUAAAAGUACUUUUUCUGGUCUAAAGAAAAUGAAGACAACCGCACUGUCUCGAUGCGUGCAUAUACUACUGUUCCAUCUACUGUACACCUUCUCGGCGGUCGAUAUAUAUUUCAAUUCAAUGAUUUUGGAUGACAGCUUGGUAUCUCAACAGGCACCUCUCGGUGGACCUGUUCCGGCAGAUAGAGUGGCAUUAAUUGUGAUAGACGGGCUACGAGCUGAUCUUUUUCUGGAAGACAUGCCGACAAUUCCCUACCUUUACGAAAUUGCUAGAGAACGUGGGGUUUGGGGUAUCUCUCAUGCAGAUAUGCCUACUGAAACUCGUAAUGGAUUUAUACGUAUUUUGGGCGGGUAUAUGGAGGAUUUUAACAACAUACUGGUCCCACUCGGAAAAGAUAAAUACGUCAAAUCAUUACUAGAUACUGCAACAAAAGCACACAUAUGGUCCACAGAUGACCAUUCUGGAGGCCGCCCAAUAUCAUAUCUGUUUACGAAACUGAAGUAUAAAUUCAAUAACUAUCUUUGCCAAGGGGAUGACGAAUUUGUAGUUGAAGAUACAAAAAGGUUGUUUGAAGAGGGUGCAGGAGAUUUAGAAGAACAACGACAACUCAAUGGUACUGGGCGAUUCUUUGUAUUCCACAUGACGUGCACAGACACUGUUGGGCAUAUUAAAAAACCCCAUUCACCCGAAUAUAAACAACAAUUUAGGCAUGUGGCAUCAUAUGUUAAACAGAUAGAGGAGGCAUUUGAGAGUUACUACGGGGACGACCGCACAACAUUUAUAUUGACGUCGGAUCAUGGUAUGAAUGAUAGAGGUGCUCAUGGAGAUGGAGAUCCAAAGAAUACGGAAACACCAUUCCUUGCAUGGGGAUCAGGAAUAUCAAAACCCAACAACGUGUCGUCUAAUGCUGCUGAUUAUAUGGAAAGUAGAAUACCGUAUCGCAAAACCGACCCGAAAUGGAAAUUAGAUGACAUAGAACGCCGUGACAUGUUACAGAUUGACAUUUGUCCACUUGUAGCUUAUUUGCUUGCAGUUCCAACACCUGCGAAUUCUAUUGGAAUUUUACCAUUGGAUGUUAUCGACGCUACACCGGAAAUACGUACAAUUGCGAUUCGUCAUAAUUUACAACAACUUUCGGCACUUUACCAGGCGAAAGAAAAAGUCCUCAAACAAGGUAAACCUAUAUUUUUCAUGAAAUUCUACUUAUCUAAAUCUCUCUCACAGAAGCUUUCAUCUAUAGACUCACUAAUUGAUGAAGGUUCGUACGAUAAGGCUCUCGAACCUAUAAUGACAUUGAUAGAUCAGACGCUAGAGGGCAUUAAGUACUAUGACCAUUAUGAACUUGGCGCACGCUGGAUAGUGUUUGCAGCGUAUAUACUCUUUAUUAUACAAACACUUGUUUUGUACUAUGCAUGCGAACACAAAAUCCCAUACAAAAAAGCAUCAAUUAAGCUACUUGUUCCGAUGUCAGGAGCCUCAAUCAUAUAUCUUGGCCUUAAUAGAGCGCCAUGGACUCAUUAUUUCUACGUUUCAUUCCCAGUAUUUUAUUUGGUAGACAUAAUUACAAAUGCUCCAUCUAUUUUGAGAGAAAUUGAUAGAAAAAUAUUCAGUAUAUCAAGGUUAUUAUCUAUAUUACGAGCAAUUGCAGUCAUCGUAUCAUUGGUUAUUGGAAUGUAUUAUAGGCAAGUUCAUGCUACAGCACUUGCAUUAACUGGGAUGAUAUUCUACGACAAAGAACUACUCUCCCAGACUAUAAUCUUCGGCAUCUCUACAUUAUUAUUGGUAGCACUCUCAUUUGUGAAUCCGAACUCAUUGUUGCAUCUGCUUUCCUCACCUUUAAUUACACUCUUAUCUUCAGUUGGCGCAUUUGUAUACUACUGCUACACUACAAGUUGCACUAAAAAAUCUGAAUACUUAAUUCCAACAAUGUUGUUGGUAAUGGGAUUUAUUGCAGCGUCCUCACAAGUUAUAUCUGAUACUUACAUUGCACAAGCAACGCACAGUGCGUUUCUACUAAGACUCAAUUGGAUCCUCAUAACCUGCUCACUUAUGAUACUACCAUCCUCAUUGGGAAAAUAUAGAACACAAUACGAAAAACUUACUGUAUCGUUUCUCUCGCUAAUCGUCGCGUAUAGCAUGCUAUCUAAUCCAUUAGAAAUAUUGUUGUACACUACAGUGUUUGCGACAUGUAUAUCCUGGAUUAAGUUACUUGAUCUCGGCCCUAGACAACGCAAAAAUGACGUUGCCCUGACAUACAUAUUAACAUCGUUUGUCUCCUUUUUCUCUCCAGGAAAUGCCGCUUCAUUCUGCUCGUUUGAAAUUCCUGCUCUAUUUAGAUUUGUUUCUACAUUCUUUGUUGGAGCAAUGUCAUUUUUGAUAUUUUUGAAAGUAUUUAUGUCAUUCGCCGUCAUCACUGUCGCGUUCGGAUUGAUUGUGUUGUACGAAAUGGUUUCAUACAAUCUCAUUCCUCUUUACUUGACUGCAAUUCUGGACACGGUGGCAGUGGUAUCCUUCAUGUCUAUCAAAAUCCAUGGCUCUUGGGCGGAGAUUGGUACCAGUGUCUUUUGCUUUGCGUUUACGAACGUAUUCAUCUUAUGCCAAACAGUCUUCUUUUAUCUUCUCAACUAUUGGUUGAAGCGCAUACAAGAGAAUAAUAAUGACUUCUCUAUAAAAGGGAAUGAUAACAACUAUUCUCCUAUACAGGAGAAUAAUAAUGACUUCUCUAUAAAAGGGAAUGAUAACAACUAUUCUCCUAUACAGGAGAAUAAUAAUGACUUCUCUGCACAAGAGAAUAAUAAUGACUUCUCUGCACAAGAGAAUAAUGAUAACUGUUCUCCUAUACAUGAUAGUAAUAAUGAAUUCUUUGCACAAGAGAAUAAUAAUAACUAUUCUCCUAUACAUGAUAGUAAUAAUGACUUCUCUGCACAAGAGAAUGAUAAUAACUAUUCUCCUAUACAAUAGAAUGCUAGACAACAAGUGAAUACUAGCCUUUUUUAUGCAGAAGAAGGACAUAUUAAUAUUACAUGUAUAAACGUGUGAAUGUAUAUCUAUUAGCAAUACGUGAAUCAAAUGAUGUAGAUACGCUUUGUAUGAACUAGUUUCAUUAAAAAAAUAACUGGAAAUGAUGCACAUCUAAAAAUAUAGACAGGAUAUCUAUAUAAAAAUUUGACAUCAUAUUUAUUUGGUAAAACUACUAACAUCUACACCAAACUCUCCUAUCUACUCUCAUAUAUUCGUAUUCUAUGUUGCAAUUUCAAUUUUGCUAUUUAUUUUCAAUAUCUAAAAACAAGAUAAAAAACUGUAUUUAA